Messenger RNA from Colletotrichum higginsianum IMI 349063, 1620 nucleotides. RefSeq lists its product as uncharacterized. Bases 1 to 1620 code for a protein of 539 amino acids. The record is from RefSeq and is a predicted model, not a curated record. The transcript has a single exon. NCBI's taxonomy places the organism in Eukaryota, Fungi, Ascomycota, Sordariomycetes, Glomerellales, Glomerellaceae.
AUGCCUAACAGCUUCGACCGCCUGGAGAAGCUCUUCUCCCGGAGGAAGGAUCUCACCAUCCAGACAGACCAGUCAAUGCCGGAUUCAACGGGGCCCCGAGGUGCCUCGGUGGAUCGCAGCUUUCCUCAGCCGUCUUUUAUUCGUCCAAACGUCUCCCGUAUGAAGGCCCGAGAGGAGCGCAUUGUCGCCUCCCAGAACGAGAAGCGCGCUCAGAGUCUGCCGGAAGCCCAGUCCGAGCGCAUCUCCAUACACCUUGCGCACCUGAGCAGCUCCAGUACUACGGCCCUCACCCUUCCAACCCGCUCCAUGUCCCUCAGUCACCGUAGGGAGAGUCAGCCGGUGGCGAGUCUGCGCGGGUUUGAUUUCCCUUUACCUCCCACAUCCCCCUCGUCGGGCUCACCAUUUGGCUCGCCCAAAACUUUGCCCACAUCGCAUAAGGUUUCCCUUGAGCACCGCCACAGCUCCGUCAUCCUACCUCCCAAUAGAUCUCACACCCCACCCGGCUCCGACCACGACGACGACUCGAGCAUAAAGGGCUCUCAGGGCCGCCCGUCCUCUUCUCUCAGCAGAGACCUGCUGACCCCCGCAGCAUCUCCAGAAAUGAAGCCCAUACACGAUACCCGGUCCCAAGAUUCUGCGGAACUGUGCCUGGCCAAAAGGAAAGCCGCCGCCGCCACCACCAGACGCCGCCGGGAAGAAAAGGCAGCGGCGUUACGUCGUCCUCAGGGCCAGUCGAGACCUCACCGCUCCAUCACCUCCCCGAGUCAGAUUCUCAAAGGCGGCAAUGUGACGGAUUUCUUCACCCUUUCCGAUGACGACAUCCUGGAGGAAGAGCCUGAGUUUGAAGAUGCUCCGGGUACCCCUAUGACACCGGCGCCCCUGCGACUGCCACCUUCUCCGCCUACUCCGGCAUCCACGGUCUCGUCUUUUCGCUCCAAGAGAAGGACCUCGUCUAUUUACACCGACGAUGUUGCCAAGGAGGGCGCACUCCAGGUCGCCCAGAUUGCAGCCAAGCACAAAUUUGACCUUAUUUACAUCGUCAACCUGUGGCCCGAGAGCGGAUCGGAAUCUUCAUCGCCCACAUUCCGCUCCUCAAUGGACUUUUCCUCCAGGCCAGGCAGUAAGAGGAACUCCUUACUCGGACCCAUGGAGGGGCCAAUGGUAGACUCCUCUCCCGGCAUGACUGGUCGUCUCCUCGCGGCUUACGGCUUGUCUAACCUUACGAGCCCUUUUCGCAUCUCGGCAACUGUCCAAUCCAAGAUUCUGAAGCAAGAAGGAUGGAUGGAGUACCGGAGCGAUGAUGCGCAAGCCGGCGAGUUUGCGCGAGGAUACGGACACGCUUUCCACACGGACACGGGCCGCCGGGGCUCUACCAACUCGAGCCCUCGCAGCUCAAGUGUCCGCGAUAUCUCGCUGAACGAUCAUGGCAUCGUCUUCGCCGCCUAUCGUCACCCUGGCAAAGGCUCUGGCGCCGCCGGGUGCACCAAAGAAGAACUCGAAGCACUGCGCGUGGAUGCUGAGGGACUUGUCGACUAUCUCGUCGCCAUCCACAAAGCACGACGCCUUCGAGAUCCUAUGACACUACACACGCUUAUUGACGAAGAAGCCACUCCUUCAUAA